UGCCAGACCAAAAAGGGUUCAUUUCCCAAGUGCCAUGAAAACCAUUCCGGUGCUUUUGCUUUGUUGUUUCAUGACUCUCCUUUUUGAGCUUGCUUGUGCUGCACCACCUUAUGAUACCCCUCCUUAUAAUAUAUGCUCAGUUGUUACUAAUAACUCUACAGGCCACAGUACGUUUCAAGAAAACCUUGAGAGUUUACUCAAUUUAUUACCUUCCAACGCUUCUGUUUCCAAGUUGUACAAUGGUUCAAUUGGAAAUGAGCCAGAUAGAGUUUACGCUCUCUAUAUGUGCCUCGACUUUGUUUCAAACGAUACAUGUCACAAGUGCAUAGAGGCCGCACAAUCAGACAUUAUGAAACUCUGUCCUAAGUCAAAAGAAGCAACUGUAUGGGAGGAAUGGUGCCAGCUGCGCUACUCCAGUGAGAAUUUCUUUGGCAGAUUAAAUGUAUCGGACAACAACGUUCUUCAAGUCAAUACACAGAAUAUUUCAGAUCAGCCAGAAAAGUUCAAGUCUGUUGUGAAUCAAAAGCUGAGUGAACUCACUAAGAAAGCAGCUUAUAAUGAUUCUUCUCCUAAGAUGUAUGCUACUGGAGAAGUGAAUUUUGGAGAUAAAGUGAUAUAUGCUCUUGUGCAGUGUACUACCGAUUUAUCUGAAGGUGACUGUGACAAAUGCCUUCAGACAGCCACAGAAGACGUUUUAAGAGAAUAUUUUUUCUCCAUGGGUGCAAGACUUUUCAGUCAUAGUUGUUUUCUGAGGUAUGAGUUAUACCCAUUCUACAGUUAUCCAACACAAGCUUCUAAGGGUGGAAGGAAGGUUAGGUUGAUAAUAAUCCUGGUGAGCCUAUCAGCAUGCCUGGCGGUAGUACUUUUUGGUUUCUAUAUAUUUCUUGCAAUGAAAAGGAGAAAUAGAAAAGACAAUAGUGUAAUUUUAGGUUUACCUACACUAGUCCAUGAAAACCAAUUAAUAGGAAGGAACAACCUCAAAGCUCAGGAGUACCCCAAUAUCAGCUUUGCAUCUAUACGAGCAGCUACUUCCAACUUCUCUGAGUCGAAUAAACUUGGGGAAGGUGGUUUUGGUCCUGUUUACAAGGGUAUCAUGAGUGAUGGAAAGGAAGUGGCGAUAAAGAGGCUGUCAUGCUGUUCUGAGCAAGGGUCAGAGGAAUUCACAACUGAGGUUCAACUGAUAAUGAAUCUUCAACAUAAAAAUCUUGUCAGGCUCCUGGGUUAUUGUGUAGAUGGAGAGGAAAAGCUUCUUGUAUAUGAAUACAUGCCAAAUAGCAGUCUAGAUGUCGUUCUUUUUGAUUCAAUGAAACGUGCACAACUUGAUUGGACCGGACGUAAAAAUAUUAUUACUGGAAUUGCAAGGGGAAUUCUCUACUUGCACGAGGAUUCUCGACUUAGAAUCAUCCACAGAGACUUGAAAGCUAGCAAUGUAUUACUGGACAAUGAGAUGAACCCAAAGAUCUCAGAUUUUGGCAUGGCCAGGAUCUUUGCAGGAAGUGAAGGACAAGCUAAUACUGCUAUAAUAGUUGGGACUUAUGGAUACAUGGCUCCUGAAUAUGCAAUGGAGGGAUUAUAUUCUUUCAAGUCUGAUGUCUUUAGCUUUGGAGUACUCCUUCUUGAGAUAAUAACUGAGAGAAAGAACGCCAACCGUGCUAGCCUCCCAUCAUAUGCAUGGAAAUUAUGGAACGAAGGAAAAGGACUGGAGCUAAUUGAUCCAUUUCUGGUUGGUUCCUGUGAUUCAGAUGAGUUUUUGAGAUAUCUCCAUAUUGGAUUAUUGUGUGUUCAAGAAGAUGCAUAUGACAGGCCAACCAUGUCUUCUGUCGUUUUAAUGUUGAAAAGUGAAACUGUAAAUCUCAGCCAACCUGGAAAACCUGCCUUCUCCAUUGGAACAUUCAGUAAUGUCCAUAAUAAGGCUGGUGCUGUUAGUAGCUCUUAUAAUGGACUAACAAUUUCCAACAUAGCGCCACGAGAUCCACUUUCAGUUAUGGUUUUCAUAAUUAUACUACUUUUAAUGCCUACCACCUUUUCUGGUGCAGAUCUUCUUUUCAAAGAUUGUCCAUCCAGAACCUACACUGCCAAUAGUCCAUUUGAAAAUAAUCUCAAGCUGCUCCUUGAGUCAUUGUCUUCCAAUACUUCAAUCUCUGGUGGUUUCUACAAUGACACGAUUGGCAAUAGCAGUGACCGGGUCUAUGGACAAGCACUUUGUAGAGGGGAUGUAAACUCCACAGUUUGUCAGAGCUGUGUUCAUGAUGCAAGCGAGGAUAUCUUCAAGAGUUGUAAAGCUCAAGAAGCAAUUAUAUGGUAUGAAUUAUGUCAAGUUCGCUAUUCCUCUACCGUGUUCUUUACAAUGAUGUUAUAUGAUGGGAAGAUUCCUGAGAAGAAUAAGCAGGAGAAGAAUGUAUCAAAUCCAAAUCAGUUUGGUGACGUUUUGAAGAACUUAAUGAAAAAGCUCUUGGACCAGACUGCCUAUACUUCUAAGCAUAUGUUUGCAACCGGUGAUAUGAAAUUUUCAGGAAGGCAAUCUAUUUAUGGCCUACAACAGUGCACUAGAGACAUUCCUCGAAGUGACUGCUAUAAAUGUUUGGAUAUCGCUCGUGCUGAGCUUCAGAAAUGCUGCUCUGCUCUCGAAGGUGGAACCAUUGUCAGUAGGAAUUGUAAUGUGAGGUUUGAGCUCGACCAAUUUUUCAAUGACAUUUAUUCCAAAGGGGACAAGGGGAAGACCUGGAAGGUGGUCGUUACAUGUGUAUCCACUAUACUAUCAGCAGUUUUCAUUGUACUUUGUGCUGUCUAUCUUCGGUGGGGAAGGAGAUUGGAAGAUGUCCAAGAUGAAGAAAGAAGCCAGCAUGGACUAUUACCUGAAUUACUAAACCCCACUGGAGUCACAAUCAUUGAAGAAGACAAAAUGGUAAGUUCUGAAGAGCUGCCAUUCAUUGAUCUAGCUACUAUAAGGAAAGCUACAGAUGACUUUUCAGAUUCGAACAAGCUUGGACAAGGUGGAUUCGGUGCUGUUUACAAGGGUUGGCUAGAUGGGAAAGAAGUAGCUGUUAAAAGACUAUCAAGAAAGUCACGGCAAGGCUUAGAGGAGUUUAGAAAUGAAGUCUCUCUCAUUGCAAAGCUUCAACACAGAAACCUCGUGCGGCUUUUGGCAUGUAGCUUUGAGGGAGGAGAAAAGCUGCUUUUGUACGAGUUCAUGCCAAAUAAAAGCCUUGAUACUUUUAUCUUUGAUUUGGAAAGACGAGCUGAACUCAAUUGGCAAACAUAUCACAACAUCAUUGAAGGAAUAGCCAGAGGACUUCUGUAUCUUCAUGAGGAUUCCCGGCUUAAGAUCAUUCACAGGGAUUUGAAGCCCAACAAUGUGUUGUUGGACCAUGAAAUGGUUCCAAAAAUAUCAGACUUUGGAAUGGCAAGGAUAGUUUGUGACAACCAGAACAUUGCCAACACUAAAAGAGUUGUAGGAACACACGGCUACAUGGCUCCCGAGUACGCAAUGGAGGGACUAUUUUCUGUAAAAUCUGAUGUCUUCAGCUUUGGAGUAGUCUUGCUUGAGAUUAUAAGUGGGAAAAAGAAUAGUGGGUUCUACCUCACGGAACAUGCCAAGACGCUCGUUGAAUACGCAUGGACACUAUGGAAGGAUGGAAAAGGGUCGGAGUUUGUGGAACCUUUUUUGAUGGAAUGUUGCCCGAAAGCAGACAUUUUGAAAUACUUGCAGAUUGCGCUUUUAUGUGUCCAGGAAGACCCUGAAGAAAGACCAACAAUGUCAGCUGUGGUUGUGUUGCUGGGAAAUGAUGACUCAAUUGGUCUUCCUGAACCAAAGAAACCAGCCAUAUUUGCAAUAGGUAGAGUUGCUCCAAUAAACGAGUAUACACAUACCGCUAAUCCUACUUCAAAUCAGCUCACUCUUUCCAUCAUUUCACCGAGGUGAAUUCAUUUUGCUUGCUCACUAAUUUACCAGACUCAACAUCUAAAACUGUUCGAUCGAUG
Rosa chinensis is the source of this 3981-nucleotide messenger RNA. RefSeq lists its product as uncharacterized. Gene Ontology annotation, molecular function: ATP binding; protein kinase activity. The transcript has 14 exons. The record is from RefSeq and is a predicted model, not a curated record. Bases 35 to 3922 code for a protein of 1295 amino acids. Gene Ontology annotation, biological process: protein phosphorylation. NCBI's taxonomy places the organism in Eukaryota, Viridiplantae, Streptophyta, Magnoliopsida, Rosales, Rosaceae.